AUGUCCACUAUCCAGCGCCUCACGGGCGCUAUCGCUGCUACGACACCAAAACCACUCCUCCGCCGCCCUACAUUGGUCCGCAAGCGAGAAGAUGACAAUGAAGCACCUCCCUCUAGCCCCAGAAAGAAAGCCAAAGUCACUUUUGAUUCGGAUGUCGAGGUGAGGGUGGUCGGCGAUUGGGAGAAGGCGCCGCAUCUCAUCCAAGAAGAAGUGCGCCGCGCCUUUGCAAAGCGAGCAUUGGGCGACGACUCAGGCUAUGACAAAUUGAAGGAUGUCUACUCCAAGAAGAAUGGCAAUGAAGAGGAGUUCAGUCCUGUCACAAUCAAGAAUUACACUAUCUCAUUACUCGCAAACGUUUCAGUGCUCAACAAAUCGAAUUCUGACUUGGUUCAUGCUGUCUUGAGUAGCGACUGGCUGGGACGAACAGAAGACUAUGUGGCUCUGUUUGUGCGGCUAAUAGCAAAUGUUUCAUCAGCACAGGGAGUGUUCUUAGGAGACGUGGUGCAGAUGUUGGUGAACAAUCUGACAGCUGCACCUCCAUCUAACGGCCGAAUAAGAGAUCUACCGGUGGUUACACGCUUGAUGAUCUAUGCUCGAGUACACAGGACCUUGCAGUACUUGCUACAGCUAAUACCUUCCGCUGGUCGCAUAUUCUCCUCCACAAUGACCACCGCAUUUCCUCAUCCAACGGACUCAAGGCGCUCUCAUGUCGUUUACGUACAAAACCUGCUCAAACUCGUUGGGUAUUCUCCGGAAUUACGAGGGGAGGUGCUGGCGCUUAUCACGGAACGCCUCGUCAAAAUAGAUGUUCAGGUGCAGGUUGACCUUGAAGACUUGGCGGAGGAUGUGGGAGAAGGCUUGGUGGAUCAGAUUCCACCAGCCCGACCGGAUCUCAUGGAUGACAUGGAGGAUUCAGACAUGAGCGAUGAGGAGGACUCUGACGAGGAUGAGGAGGACGAAGAAGCGCAGAGAGCGAAAGAAAUCACAAAGAAUGUAGAGAAGAUGGAUGCGAUCUUGGACAUUCUGUUCUCGCAUUACGAACAAAGCUUUAGUCAUCCUUCCGUCGAGGAGCAAGUGGGAUCCCUCAACAUCCUUCUAUCUCAGUUCGUUACCACCAUCCUACCUACGCACAGAUCUCGCCACACACAAUUCCUUCUCUUCCAUUUCGCGCAGCAAUCUUCCGAGUAUAUCGACACUUUCGUUGGGACUUGUGUACAAAUAACCUUCGACAAAGGCCAACCAGCUAUUGUACGCCAAGCAUCAGCAGCCUAUCUCGCAAGCUUUGUUGCCAGAGGGAUGCAUGUGCCGUCCAAUAUCGUGCGAGAUGUCUUCGGCUAUAUUGGCGGCGAGCUUGCGAGACUCCGUCGAAACCAUGAGCCCAGUUGCCGCGGUCCGGACAUGAGACGAUACUCAUCAUUCUACGUCCUUGUACAAGCUCUACUUUAUAUUUUCUGCUUUCGAUGGCGAGAUCUCGAGUCUGCUCCAGACGAUGAUUUUGAAGACGACGAUCUGAACACUCCCUACGGUCAACAGCAUCAAUGGAAAUCUGGGGUCAAAGAAGCUCUCUCUCAGAACGUCUUUUCAAAACUCAACCCACUCAAAGUGUGCUCGACGGCAAUCGUCACCGAAUUCGCCCGGAUAGCGAAUCAUCUCAGCAUUGUCUACGUCUAUCAUCUACUCGAGACCAAUAAAAGAGUUCGGGUUCUGCAGUCUGCCGGCACCGGAUAUGGCCAACCAAACCGGGAGACAGCGCUCUCAGCUAGGAGAGACGAAAGCUACCAGCACCUGGACGCGUACUUUCCUUUUGAUCCUUACCAUUUGCCGAAGAGCAAGAGGUGGAUAGAAGGCGACUACAGAGAAUGGAGCGGCAUUCCCGGUUUGGACGACGAGCAGGCAUCAGAGACUGACAGUGAUGAUGAGGAGGGGCUAAAGAGUGAGGCAGAGGAAGGGACUGAGACUGACGAGACUGGCGGAUCUUUCUAG
This is a messenger RNA of Letharia columbiana, 1983 nucleotides long. RefSeq lists its product as uncharacterized. Bases 1 to 1983 code for a protein of 660 amino acids. NCBI's taxonomy places the organism in Eukaryota, Fungi, Ascomycota, Lecanoromycetes, Lecanorales, Parmeliaceae. The transcript has 2 exons. The record is from RefSeq and is a predicted model, not a curated record. Gene Ontology annotation, molecular function: RNA polymerase I general transcription initiation factor activity; RNA polymerase I core binding. Gene Ontology annotation, biological process: transcription initiation at RNA polymerase I promoter. Gene Ontology annotation, cellular component: nucleus.